Fusarium oxysporum Fo47 is the source of this 1313-nucleotide messenger RNA. Its product is annotated as S-adenosyl-L-methionine-dependent methyltransferase. The coding region runs from base 1 to 1185 and encodes 394 amino acids. Gene Ontology annotation, molecular function: methyltransferase activity. The record is from RefSeq and is a predicted model, not a curated record. The transcript is spliced from 4 exons. Lineage: Eukaryota; Fungi; Ascomycota; Sordariomycetes; Hypocreales; Nectriaceae.
AUGAACUCGCCGCCAAACUCAUUCUCUCGUCAAUCCGACGAUUCUCCACCCUCCAAUACCUCCAAUCAGAGAGAUAGCGCCGAAAAGGAUCAACAUCUACCUGUCUACCGCCACAUGAUACCCCCAUCUCCAGCGUCUUCGACGACAUCUCCGCUGGCUGUAGGCUCGGCCCACGAAGCGGCUCUUAUACAAAGCAUUGAGCGAGGCGAUUACGCGACCGACGACGACGAAACACGGAGCCUGACCGACAGUAUACGACAGCACAUUGUAGAGGGUGGUUUGCGGUAUCAUAGCUACCAUGCAGGAAAAUACCUUUUCCCUAACGACGAAGCCGAGCAAGAUCGAGAAGAACUAAAGCAUAACUUGACCGUGUACCUGUGUGAUGAUAAACUCUUCUUUGCGCCAAUUGAGCAAUUAUUGGAAAGGGGAGCUGAAGUGCUCGAUCUGGGCACAGGAAUUGGGAAAUGGUGCAUUGACCUUGCCGAUAUCUACCCCAACUCACAAUUCCACGGUAUGGACCUUUCACCUAUACAGCCGGACUGGGUCCCGGAGAAUGCCAUCUUUGUUGUCGACGACAUAGAGCAUGAAGCUGGCUGGACCUAUGGAGACGAGACAUUUGAUUACAUACAUAUACGCCACACAGUUCAUUCCAUCAAAGACCGAGAAUUGCUCUGGGAACGAAUCUGGAAACACCUUAAACCAGGAGGCUACGUAGAAAUCCAGGAGUUUAACUACAUCGCAGCUUGCGACGACGACUCAUGCGACGGUCCAUACGCUUGGCGGGACUAUUGCAAUUAUCUCCUCGAAGGCAUGCUAGCUCUUGGCACAGAUCUCCACGGCAUCAGUCACGUAGGGCACGAACUUCACGAAGCAGGCUUCGAAAACAUCACAACCAAAGGCUACAAGUGCCCAGUUGGUCCGUGGGCGAAGAAGAAACGGCUUCAAGAGUGCGGCCAUGUUUUAAGAGAUGUCGUUCUGUUGUCUCUCCAUGGCCUAUCCCGAAAACCGUUUCGUGAUGGCCUUGGCUGGACAUUGAUCCAGAUCGAGAUGUUUCUCAUCGAAGUUCGAAAGUCAUUGACUCAGGAAGUCAAUGGCUUACCAAAGUUCCAUACUUAUUUCCCUUACUACAACAUUCACGCCCGGAAGCCCCUGAAUUCGCAAAGACCGAUUAGGGAAGACGCGUAAAAGACAGGUGUUGCUGGAAACACCACGACGCAUAGCAUAUACGACAUUGCAUAUUUCAUAACGAUUUGACGAGAUAUAACUUCAUCAGCAUAAGAAAGCACCAACAAACAUGGGAGCAUGGCCUGGCG